AAUACUUUACAGCAAGUGUCGGUUCAUAUGAUUUAAAGCGUUAUAACAAUGCUGUUCAUAUGUAAACGGGAUUUAUUGUGAAUUAACAAUCACUUCAUUGGAAUUCUAUAGCAAUAUCGGUUUAUAAUAUACGUUGGAAUUCCAGACACUUUGUAAAGUGCUAUCACUAACUGCAUGAUUCCACCUUUGCCGUUUUUCCUUUUUUUCUUUCUUGCAAUCAUCCCAUUUGCUCACUUAUGCCAAACCAAAGCAUCUCGCUCCAUCUCACUCGCUCCUCCACUGCAUCCCCUCUCCUCCUCCCGUGUGGAAGGCGCUGGCAACGCGGCCUGCACGCUGCCUCCUGUCGUGCUGGCAUGUGAUGGUGGCACUGGUGUGUUCUCUUCCUCUUCCUCUUUACUAACAGACGCAGACCAAACUGGAGCAUGCCCACAUUAAGGAGCUUGAACAGAGCCUGCUCUUUGAAAAGACCAAAGCUGACAAACUCCAGAGAGAGUUAGAAGACACUAGGGUAGCCACUGUAUCGGAGAAGUCCCGCAUUAUGGAGCUAGAGAGAGAUCUGAAGUCCCAAAUGAGAGAGGUGUCUGAGCUCCGCCACAGACUGGAGGCUUCCAGGGGGUCGGGCGAGUCCGACAUAGCUGCUCCGCUGCUCGAUGAACUGAGCUCUUUGAGAGAUCAGCUCUCCUCCGUAAGCAAAGAUCACCAAAUCGAACUCCGUGCCUUAAAAGAAAAACUUGAAAGUUCAGAGAAGGCACGUGAAGCGGAGCUGGCCCAGCUCCAGACUGACCGCGAGAAACUCUCCAAAGAGAACGAAUCCUUGAAGAGCAAACUAAACCAGGCAAGACAGGAGAACUCGGACGUCAUUGAACUGUGGCGUUCGAAGCUGGAGUCAGCCAGCGCUUUACACCAGCAAACCAUGGAAGAGCUCAAAAUGUCCUUCAGCAAAGGGGCCAGCGGGCAGGCCACAGAGCUCGUCGAGCUGAAGAGCACUGUGGAGAAGCUGAAGCAGGACCAGAAAAUGAAACUUGAAAAUAUCAGAGCGAAGCACGUCGCGGAGAACUCUGUGUGCUUCAAAGAGAUCGAGGUCCUGAAGACCAAGCUGUUGGAGGUCACCGAGGAGAAGGAGAAGUUGGUGGAGAACCUCAAGACCAAUCUGGAGGACAUAGAGGAGCAGCACCUGGUGGAGAUGGAAGACGCCCUGAACAAGCUGCACAACACGGAAGAGAAGAAACAGCACCUUGAUGGCACAGCAGAAGACCACAAGAAAGUCCAACAGACUAUGCAAGCAUCACUUGAAAAACUCAGUGAAAAAGAUGAGCAGUGCUCGUCCCUGUCUAAGGAGGUGGAGGCCUUGAAAACUAAACUUGUAGAAAUGGAAAGGAAAAUGAAGUCCAGCGAGGAGAGAGCGGAACAGCUGACCAAAGACAAGGCGAAACUGGAGAGUGACAUCACCGAAACGAUGAGGUCAUCGGGGGACAGCUCCGCCCAGCUCACGAAAAUGAACGACGAGCUUAAUCAGAAGGAAAGAAAGCUAGAGCAGCUGCAGACCCAGCUGUCAGAGGCCAAUGAAAAAGCAGCCCAGAUGGAGGAGAGCCUCAAGCAGGCGACGUGCAAAGCAGAGCAGAUCCAGCUGGAGAUGAGCAGGAAUCACCAGGCAGAGGUGAAAUCCAUGCAGCAGAGACUGGGAGAGAUGGAACAGAAAAUCGAGAAGAGCAUUGCCCAGAACAAGGACUUGCAGGCCACUCAUGAGAAGACCCUCUCGGAAGUGGCUGUGCAGAACAAGCAGUUUGUGGACGAGCUGAAGCAGAAGGCACAGCAGAGUGAUCAAGCGCUGGCGAGCGCGCAGGGGAGGAUCGGCGAAAUGGAGGCCGUGAUCGCUGAGCUCAAACAGCACAAGGAGCAAGCUGCGUCUCUAACAUCUGAGCUAGCAUCCGCAAAAGCUGUGGUUGAGCAGUUAACAGAGGACGUGAGAGAGUUGAACUCCGAAAAAAACAAGUUCAUGCUAGAAGGAGAGAAGCUCAGGUCUGAAAGAGACUUGCUCGUGGAGAAAAUAUCGGAUGUGGAAAUGAAAUAUUCCGACCUGGAAAAGAAGCACCAGAGCCUGCUCUCACAAAGCGAAGAGCUGCGAGUGGAAAAGGAAGGAGUGCUCAAAGAAAAGGAGGAACUUCAGUCUAGAAACCAGCAGCUAGAACAAGAGAAGGGAGCUCUGACAUCAGAUAAAGAGCAGCUUGCUCAGGAGGUAGAGAAUCUGAAAGCAGAGAUUGAAAAGUCAGCUGCGGAGACAGAGAGCCUUCAGACCACCAAGCUGGAAUUGAUGAGCAAAGUGGAGGAAUUUCAGAAAUCAAUCGAGGCCAGAAAGGUUGAUCUUCUGAAAUAUCAACAGGAGAUUAAGCAUGAGAACACGGCUAAGCAGAAUCUGUUGGCAGAAAAUGAGGAGAUCACCAAACAGAAGGAUGACAUCCUUGAGGAGCUGAAACGCACUCAAGAAAAAGCAACACAAGACCACAAGAAGCUUGUGGAGGAAAGGGAAGCAGUGGAAGGCCAGAAGAAGGUGCUGGAGGUCGCACAUUCUGAGCUUAAAGGUCAACACAGUGCUUUAGAAACAGAGAGGGAACAUCUGGCUCAAAUAAACUCCAAGCUGCUCUUAGAAAAAGAGAAACUAGAGAAAGACAAAGCAGAACUUGACUCAAAUCUGCAGAUGACAGUCUUGGAGAAAGAUGCCUCAGCAGCCAAAAAAGAAGAGCUUCAGAGCCAACUGAACAGCGUCAAGAAGGACCUGGACAAGUCGGUCCGAGAUACUGCUGAACUCCUAGCCUCCAAAGAAAGCCUGGCUAAACUCCUGGAAGAAAUUAAGACCAGUAGGGAGGUGACGGAUUCAGAGCGGGUUCAUCUGCUCCAGGAAAAAGAAGACCUGCUUGCAGCUCAGAGGAGGGUGUGUGCUGAGAAAGAGGAGCUUCUGAGAGAGAGGGAGGAGACUUCAGAGAAGCUCCGCCUGUUGGGUGAGGAGGCAGACACCACUCAAGAGAAGUUCCGGCAGGAGAAAGAAGCCUUCGGAAGAGAGAAAGAGGCUCUCCAUCAAAAGUGGGUUGAACUCGAGAACAGGUUCCAGGCACUGCUGGAAAAAAAGAAAGCCCUGGAAUCCAAAAUUGAGUCUGAAAAGGAUUCCUUCAUGAAGGAAAGAGCAGAUCUGACUGAGAAGCAUGAGAAGGAGCUCUCGGAGAAGGCAGGCUUGGCUCUCGAGAGGGACCAGCUUGCAGUCAAUGUUGAGAGUUUAAAAGGGGAACUAGAAAAGUCGGCCCAAGAAAAUGCCGACCUGCGAGCAGCGAAAGUCAGCCUGUCUUCCCUCUUGGACCAGCUUCAGCAAGGUAAGGAGGCUGUUGAAUCGGCGCAUGUUUCCCUCCAGCGGGAAAAAGACGAACUAAAAGCACAGCUUCAGAAGGAAUGCAUAGAAAAAGAAUCCCUUGUGAAAGAGAAGGUGGACCUGGAAGAGAAGUGUCAAAAACUAGAAGCAGCAGCCAGUCACGUGCAGGGUGAGCUGACUCUCGAAAGGGAUGCUGCUCAAAUGGAAAAGGAUUUCCUCACUGCCCAGCAGUUGGAGCUUAGGGAUAAAGUGCAGUCGUUGCAGAAGGAGAAAGAUGAUCUUGCUGUUCAGUAUAAAGACCUGCUGUUGAAGAAAGAGUCCAUUCUUAAAGAGAAGGAAGAACUGGAGUCCCAACAGAAGCACAGUGCUGAUGAGAAACAAAGUCUGCUGGCUGAGAAGGAUGGGCUGGUGUCCAAGAUUGAGGAGCUGCAGAAAGAGGCUGAAGCUUUGUCUCAAGAGAAUGCUGAGCUGCAUGCUUCGGAGUCUAGCCUCUUGAAAGACUUGGAUGCCCUACGCAGCAGUCAAGAGGCAACUGACUCUGAUUGCACCAAGCUGAUGCAGGAGAAGGAGGACCUGAAGGCUGCUCAUGCAAAACUACUGUCCAAGAAUCAGGAGCUUCUCAACGAGAAGAAGCAAUUGGAGCAGACGCACAAGGACUUGUGUGAAGAAGCCGCAACUACCACCAAGGACAAAGAAGAAAUUUCAGCCAGGCUGAGUGAUGUGAGCAGUGAGAAAGAAGCCUUGAUUAAAGGAAAAGAAGACUUGGAGUCCCAGCUAAAGCGCAGUGGGGAUGAGAAACAAGACCUUGUGGCUGAGAGGGACGGUCUGGCUUCCAAGAUUGAGGAGCUGAAGCAUGAAGUGGAGGCUUUGGCUAAGGAAAAGGCUGGGCUGCAGGCCUCAGAGUUCAGCCUCCUAAGGAAGCUGGAAGCACUCUGUAGCAGCCAGCAGGAGAAAGAAGACCUUCAGGCAGCUCAUACGAAACUGCUCUCCGAAAACCAGGAGCUUCUCAAGGACAAGAAACAGCUGGAGCUGAUUUACAAGAUCUCGUGCGAGCAAUCUGCUGUCACUGCACAGGAGAAAGGAGAGUUCGCAAGCAGGCUGGAAGAAAUGAAGACCGAGAGAGAGACCCUGCUCAGAGAGAAGAGGGAAGGGACCAUGAAAUUAACAGAACUUGAGGCUCUUCACAAAAGUGCUAUUUCAAAGGCUGCAAAAACAGCUGAUCAGGCUCUGCACUCCCUGGACCAGAUAACCAAGGAGAAGAACGACGCCCAGGCCUCGCUGGAGGAGACCAAGCAAACAAACCACAAACUGCAGCAAGAGCUUGAUGCAUUAAAACAACAGAACUCAAGGUUUCAAGAGGAGCUUAAUCUGUCGAAAGAGCAACGCGGAUCAGAGAGCAAGAGGAUAGACGACCUCCGCAAGGAAAUCGAGGAGCUAAAGCUGGAAGUGUCUCAGAAGUCCCAGCGUCUCUCAGCACUGCAAGAGGAGAACGUGAAGCUGUCUGCGGAGCUGGGCUCAAGCCGAGAGGAAGUCAGCAGCCAUCAGAAGCUUGAAGAAGAGCGGUCUGCCCUUAAUAACCAGCUAUUAGAAAUGAAAAAGAGCUUGCCCAAUAAUACUUUAAGAGAGUCUUUAUUAAAGAAAGGAUCCAAUGAGGAAAAGGCUUCCUUAGAGAAAUCCAUCCAAAAAACCAGUGCCUUGAUCUCAGAAAAGGACAAAGAAUUGGAGAAGCUCAGAAAUGAGAUUACAGUGUUGCGAGGAGAGAAUGCCAAGACUAAGACACUGCAGUCUGCAGUGCAGUCCCUGGAAAACGACAAAGCCAAACUGCAAGAGAAGGUGCAGAAUCUGGAGGAGAAACUCGCUGAAAACGAGAACAAGAGGGAGAACAACACCGGCUCAUCGGGAGAUGCUGAUCUUGAACAGCUAAGAGAAGACAAGGACUCUGCAGAGAGCCAACAGGAUAUGCUUGACUUCCUCAAUUCAGUGAUUAUAGAUCUGCAGAGGAAAAACGAAGAGCUGAAGAGCAAAAUGCAGACAAUGGCAGAAGCGUCUCUCAAUGGCAAUACUGCCAGUGAACUGGACAACUACGACAGUUUCAGUGAAACCCAGGAGAAGAAGAAGAAGAAGAAACCUGCCCCUCGUCUCUUCUGUGAUAUCUGCGAUUGCUUCGACCUCCACGACACGGAGGACUGCCCCACGCAGGCGCAGAUGCCAGGAACUCCACCGCACACCGCUUACCACGGCAGCCGGAGGGACGAGCGCCCCUACUGUGAUAUCUGCGAGGUGUUCGGACACUUGACCAACAGCUGCAACGAUGACGAGACCUUCUAGUGCCGUCAGCCAUUAGAGGCAUACUUCUAAGUUCACAGAUAUAAUUGGACCGGUUGAUUAGCAUUGGAACGUGCAAGAAGAUACACAAAUUAAUAUGGAGAUCUUUUUUUCUUUUUUUUGGGGGGCGGGGGGAGGGGGGGGUUCGCAGGCCCCAGGACGAGCUCUUUCUUGGUCGUCUAAACCGUCACAGACAACACCCCGCAGUAAACUCUGUCUGUAUCACCACCUGCUUGGUGGUUUUGAGCUCUUCAUUCAUCAUCUCAAUGUUACACUUUCAAAGAAGUCAUUCCUGUUGAAGCUGAAACAUUGCAGUACGUUUUAAGGAUGAAAAAUAUAAUAAUAAUAAUAAUAAUAAUAAUAAUAAUAAUAAUAAUAAUAAUAAAAACAAGGAAGAACUCAUCCUUAUUGACUCUUUUUAAAUUAUUUAGUGAAUGGAUAUGUAAGUUUCUGGCUUUUCUUUGUUUUUGUGCUAUAGAAACUAGCACGCUACUUUUUAAAAAAUGUAUUUUGAUUAUCAGUAAGCAGUUGGUACAUUACAACACUGGGGUAAUUCUGUGGCGUUGGUGUAAUGUAUGUAAAAUGCAUGUGGCUUGAACAUCUGCAAAAAUAAUAAUAGUUCAAGAAAAUCAAAUUGCAUAAAGUACUAACAUAGUCCUGGUCAAGCCUCGCUACGGGGUUUUGAGUUGAACACCCUAUUGCACUGCACACUUUGUACUGCAUUGUCUCCUUUUUAAAUUCUUGGCUUCUGUAAUAGCCAAUAUAUUAAAGUUUUUCAAUUAUCAAGGCAUAUUAUUAUUAUUAUCCUGGAGGAAUAGUAACACGGUUGAAUUAAUUAUCUGUAUGUAAUUAUUUUUUAUUUUGAAUGUUUAGCAUAUGUAAAGGUGUGGAUCAUAAUAGUAUAAUCCAUUACUGUAAAAUAUAUACAUGGAGGGGGGAAUAGCCCUAGCUAACUGUACAUACGUGUUGUAUUUUUCUGAAAAUGAUGACACAAGGUCAUGAAGAAUAUAUUUUUUUUUUUUGUUCUGUUUUAAGUUUGGGUUCUGUAAUAAAUGUAUAGAACAGGAACUGUUGCAGGGAAAAGGCACAUUGUAAAGACAGUAUUAAUCCAAGCACAGUACGGAUUGUAUUUACUUCAAUAAAUGCUCAUUGUCUUCAA
Polyodon spathula (Mississippi paddlefish) is the source of this 6842-nucleotide messenger RNA. RefSeq names its product CAP-Gly domain-containing linker protein 1-like. Gene Ontology annotation, biological process: positive regulation of microtubule polymerization; cytoplasmic microtubule organization. The coding region runs from base 539 to 5686 and encodes 1715 amino acids. Gene Ontology annotation, molecular function: microtubule plus-end binding. Gene Ontology annotation, cellular component: microtubule plus-end; cytoplasm; nucleus. The record is from RefSeq and is a predicted model, not a curated record. The transcript has 19 exons. Lineage: Eukaryota; Metazoa; Chordata; Actinopteri; Acipenseriformes; Polyodontidae.